AAAGCCACCUCAAAAUGUCUACAUGCUGAUUCAAUGAUGGAGUCGUUUUCUCGUUGCAGAGGUGUUUUGAGACUUGACAGCAGGGUUGGGUAAAUUAAAAAUUACUAAAUUAUAUUUAAUAUGCUUUUUCGUGACAUUAUAGAUUAAUUACCUCGAAAGGGGAUUCAACAAAGCUGCGACAUAUCUGUCAAACUUCACAGAGAGUACAACAUGUCUGCUUUAUCUCUGUCCUUGUGGACUAAAUUCCACCUGAGAUCACGGAGUAUAAGGACACUUCUUCUAAAGAACGUCUCUUUUUGUCCAAACCAUGACUCAUCAAGACUCCACAGCUCUGCACAGCACAGGAGGAGGGUUGUUAUUACUGGGAUAGGGUUGGUUUGUCCUCUGGGAACAGGAGCUGCACUGCCCUGGGACCGCCUGCUCAAAGGUCAGAGUGGGGUCGUUGCUCUAGACUCAGAGGACUAUAAGACUGUCCCCUGCAAGGUUGCUGCACUGGUACCAAGGGGAGAUGAACCGGGUCAGUUUAAAGAGGACAGGUUUGCCUCUCGUGGGGAGAUCAACAGCAUGUCACCUGCCUCUGUGAUGGCCCUGGGAGCUGCUCAGCUGGCUCUGGAGGACUCAGGGUGGUACCCGGAAACCCCAGAGGAGCAGCUCACUACUGGGGUGGCUGUUGGCAUGGGGAUGGUGUCGCUGGAGGAGAUUGCUCGCACCUCUGCUGCGUUUAAAGAAAAGGGCUACAACAGAGUCAGUCCUUUCUUUGUGCCUCGCAUCCUGGUCAACAUGGCUGCUGGUCACAUCAGCAUCAAACACAAACUGAAGGGUCCUAACCACGCAGUGUCCACAGCGUGCACCACAGGAGCACACGCGGUAGGUGAUGCAGCCAGGUUCAUAGCCCACGGGGAUGCUGUUGCUAUGGUUGCAGGUGGGACAGAGUCAUGUGUGGGACCUCUGUCCAUAGCUGGGUUCGCCAGAGCAAGAGCCCUUGCCACCAAGUGGAACAACAAUCCCACACAGGCGUCCAGACCCUUUCACCCGGAGAGAGAGGGCUUCGUGAUGGGAGAGGGAGCGGCAGUGCUCCUCCUGGAGGAGAUGGAGCACGCAGUGAGACGAGGAGCCAGGAUUUACGCUGAGGUCCUGGGGUAUGGACUCUCUGGGGACGCCAGCCACAUCACGGCGCCCACUGAGGAUGGAGAUGGAGCGUUCAGAUGCAUGUCUGCAGCACUCAGAGACGCCGGCGUCUCCCCUGCAGAUGUCACGUACGUAAACGCUCAUGCCACCUCCACACCUCUGGGUGACGCAGCCGAAAAUGCCGCCAUCAAGAGGCUCUUCCAUGAGAACCUUGAGAACCUGGCCGUCUCCUCCACAAAGGGGGCCACAGGACAUCUGCUGGGGGCCGCAGGGGCGCUGGAGGCAGCGUUCACUGCUUUGGCCUGCUACCACAAAAUCCUGCCCCCGACCUUGAACUUGGACCGCACAGAGCCAGGGUUUGACCUGAACUAUGUCCCCUGCACAGCUCAGACUUGGCAGACUGACAGCCGACGGGUCGCCAUCACAAACUCGUUCGGCUUUGGAGGAACAAACGCCUCACUGUGCCUGGCCAGCAUCUGAAGAUCAGCCUGACACCUCUGAUGGGACAGAGUUCACUGAAUGUUUUUCAGUUGAAUUGUCAGCUCUUAACUUCUUUCAGAAACUCCUCAAGAACUGGACUCCAGAAUUUAAAAUGCAAAUAUUAAAUAAAUACCAGAGGGAUCCAGCUUUGCUCUUCA
This is a messenger RNA of Notolabrus celidotus (New Zealand spotty), 1766 nucleotides long. RefSeq names its product 3-oxoacyl-ACP synthase, mitochondrial (gene oxsm). Lineage: Eukaryota; Metazoa; Chordata; Actinopteri; Labriformes; Labridae. Gene Ontology annotation, biological process: fatty acid biosynthetic process. The record is from RefSeq and is a predicted model, not a curated record. Bases 211 to 1608 code for a protein of 465 amino acids. The transcript is spliced from 2 exons. Gene Ontology annotation, molecular function: 3-oxoacyl-[acyl-carrier-protein] synthase activity.